Molecule: messenger RNA, 1318 nt
Organism: Coffea eugenioides
Lineage: Eukaryota; Viridiplantae; Streptophyta; Magnoliopsida; Gentianales; Rubiaceae
Product: haloacid dehalogenase-like hydrolase domain-containing protein 3
Exons: 4
Coding region: 318-1082 (254 amino acids)
Source: RefSeq, a predicted model, not a curated record
AGUACGUGGGAAGGAAGAAAAGAUAAAUUUUUUAAAGCAGUUUUGGCUAUGUGUUUACCAAAAUCAGCAUUUUAAAGGAGAUACUCCUCCUUCUCCAAGUUGCUGACUCAAAUCGAAUCAUGGCAAUUUUGUGAAGCAACCAAGACUCCUUUCGGCUUAUUCUCAUCUGGGUUUUUGAUGUGUCCAGGAAGCUGUUAAUGUGCAGUUCAAGCGAUAGCUUCAUUAUCCUGCUGAAUUCUGAUAAAAUUAGAUACAAAACUUCUGAAGUAAAGCUCUGAAUUGCGAAAGCACAGACCUGUGAUUCAGUCCUCUAUACAAUGUCUACGCUAGCAAAGUUGCGCUGUGUCACACUUGAUGUUACUGGUACACUGAUAGCAUAUAAGGGCGAGCUUGGUGAUUACUACUGCAUGGCAGCUAAAGCUGUUGGUUUGCCAUGUCCUGACUACAAACGAGUUCAUGAGGGCUUUAAGCUUGCAUAUACUGACAUGGCAAAGAAACAUCCAUGUUUUGGAUUUGCAGAAAAAAUCCCAAACAUAGUUUGGUGGAAGAGUUGUGUGAGAGACUCUUUUGUUAAGGCUGGAUACGACUAUGACGAGGAGACAUUUGAGAGAGUCUUUAAGCGCAUCUAUGCUUCAUUUGGUUCCUCUGCACCUUACAGUAUCUUUCCAGAUUCUCAACCUUUCCUUAGAUGGCUUCGAAAAAAGGGGCUUAAAGUUGGGCUUGUUAGCAAUGCGGAGUACAGGUAUCAGGAUGUAAUCCUUCCUGCAUUGGGCCUGAAUCAGGGAUCAGAGUGGGAUUUCGGUGUAUUCUCUGGUCUUGUAGGUGCGGAGAAGCCAGAUCCGAGGAUAUAUGAGAUUGCCUUGGAAAAGGCUGGAAACAUCCCACCGGAAGAGGCUCUCCAUAUUGGAGACAGCAUGCGUAAGGACUACUUACCUGCAAAGAGUGCGGGAAUGCAUGCGCUGCUAUUAGAUAGAUUCAAGACACCUGAUGCUGAGAAUUGGCGGAAAUCCGGUGCUACAGUUCUUCCUGACUUGGUUGCUACACAGGAGUGGCUUACUAAUUCUGAACGAUUGAGUUGCUAAUAAAUUGUACCCCUUUUUGCUCAGUCUGAUUACCAGUUUGGUUAAAUUAUAUUCGCUUCAAUGGCAAACCUUGUUGUAAUACACAGAAGAAAGAAAGGGUGCAGGGAGAAAUAUCGGAUCUUCCUCUCCUUUUAAUGUUUUUCAAUUCCCUUUUCAGGUCAUAAUAUCAUUUCAUGUUCCAAACAAUAAGCAGCCACUUGAUUAGCAUCCCUAUCAAUCCAUUGAAUCUUUCUUGA